UCGUCAUUCGUCUCGGAAUUUCGUGCGAAAAAUUUUGUCAUCAUCCGUGUUCCGCGACGAUUUGUCCGUAAUUUUCUGUUUCCGAGCGGAACUUACCCCAGAGUUUGUGUGUUUGUCCUUAGUUAUUCCGCUCAUCAGCUGCGGUUUUGUUGGUGCUAUUCACCGAUGUUUCGGCUGUGAAACUUUAAUCGGAGGCGACGAGCUUAAUUUUUCGGUGAUUUUUUUGUGGGCAAGGGAAAUCUCCAGAGCACGGGUCCCUGAUAAGCGAGAAAGUAGUGUCAUCAUCUGUUUGGCAAAAGCACCAACCUUGUGGAAGAAGAAAAGUAAAAAUAUUCCGGGGGAGGUAGCCGUGUGACGUACAGUGCCCGGAGUGCAAAAAGGGGAGUGCAUUGUUAUCGCCCCGAAGAGGCCAAAAGUGAUGACACUGGAUGCGAGCGUACUGCCAUCAGAGCUGGUCACAACCGCCCAGCCAUUGGUCGGACUUUCCGGGCUGGACGUGCAGCGAAAUGCUACCCAUAAAACAAUUUGGGAUGCGUUUCACAAUAGUAAAAAACCGGAGAGCGAAUCGAUCCAGUAUAAACUACUUCCCGCGAACUACGAGUUUCCGGUUUCGAAGCCGACACGGCAAUCCUACGAUUGGUACCAUCCGAAGGGAAUACUCAAACGAAACUGGAUGCUAAAGCAUCUUCAUGUUCUUCCAGCGGUGGUGGUUCUGUUUCAGGAUUUGGAAUGGAACGAUCCUCAGUGGAGUGAGAAGCAGAGGGAUUGUGCUUCCAUGAUUCAAUCGCUGAAGAACUCAUUGCAAGGCCGGCAUACCCGGAUAGCAGUGGUUCUUCUUCAAAAGGGAACCGUGCUUCCUCAAGGUGAUGACCUUUUGGCUUCUGAACGAGCAGCUCACCUUACGAAUAACUGCGACAUCAAUGCUAAAAUGUUGUUUGUCUUGACCCAUAACGAUCACCUGAUGGGACAAAUCCUUCGUUUGCAGUCCGCUUUCCUUGAACUGGCUCAAUCAUGUUACACUCAAAUCAUGAAGCAAAUUCGUUCGCACAAGGAUCAACUCACCGAGAACCAUAAGAUGCUGAGAAUUAGGCAUUUGUUCAAGCUGGGGUUUAUUUCCGAGCUUAAACUGGAUCAGUUGAACGCCUUGAAGCAUUACCGACAAACGUACGAUAAUUUGAAUGACCUUCGAAUUGUCGAUACCAACUGUCUCGAAAUUAAAACCAUUGCCGGUUUCGUGAACUACAAAAUCUGUCGACUGUUCUUCAAGGUGAAUGCUCCGAAGGAUUCUAUUUCCUACUUUAAGAACCACAUCAACAAGUAUCGUAGCCGGGCCGGAUUCAAGGAGCUGGUAUUUGAGCACUGGGCCUGGCUGAGUGUGCAGUACAGUGCUUUCGGGGAGUUAUUUUGCGAUGCGGUGAAAAAUGGGCUGGCCCCUCUGCAGACGCAACAUCCGGGUAUUUACUUCCACAAAGCCGCCGAGUACAUCGGCAAAAGGAAGGAGGCUUUCCUACAGUGUACGGCCCUGGCACCAGCGAUCGGGUGCGAAGGACAAUCGGUGGGAACCGAUGGCAAGCAAUCAUCAACCAGUCUGAACUCUGCCUUGUACAGUGACUAUUUUGGUAUCCGAGGAACUAAAACAGGUGAGCCUGUAUCCGAGCAACAGAUAAUCUGCCUCGUGCAAGAAAUGGAAAAAUCAUACAACCAUUCUGCGGCUAUCAUUAUUCUGCUGGGUCAGGCAAUGGCUCAGUAUAAGGUCUACAAAUGUCUGCGCUUCCGGAAGAAACUUGCCAUUGACAUGGCUGAAGAGUAUCUCAAAAGUGGCGACCACUCGAAAGCCCUCACAUUGUAUUCGCUGAUGUUGUCCGACUAUCGGGUUGACAAAUGGUAUACCAUUUUCUCUGAGGUAUUGCUAAAAACAUUACGAUCGGCGUAUCUUUCCGCAUCGGUGCCUCAUUUUGUUGAGUGUAGCAUUGAAGCCCUUUCACCUCGAAUCGCCAUGGAUAAAACGGAACGUAUUUUGAUUCUGGAAAACCUGUGGAAAGUAUUUCACAACGUGUCUCCGGUUUCGAGCAGUCAAAUAUCUCCCGAACUGUCCGCCAGUUGGAGCACGGCUUUAUCAUCCUUCAGUAGCCCCAUCAAGCUAGAUCUUGAUCGAUUGAAUGAUCUGAUCGAGUGUAGGAUCACGUUCGAUCAGCGUCAGAUAAAAAACGACGAAAAGCUGUGCCUGCAGCUGUAUAUUCGGUCUAUCGUAGACGUUCCUUUGAAGUUGAAGAACUUCUCCGUUCUCCUGACGGACCUCAAGUCCAAUGCAGUUCGGGUACCGGCCGCACAGUAUUGCGAGUACACUCCGACCGAACCGUCACCUGAGGAAACACUCAAACCGAUUGACGAACUCAUUUUGGAACCACAUAAAUGCUAUCGGAUUGUGUUCGCCGGCGAACGGUACCAAUUCAUGGAGAACGUCGAUGUGCAUAUUUUCCGACUGGAGAUGCAGAUGGGCUCGGAGCGAACGUAUGCAGUUUUGUCGCUGCGGGAGAAGCUCAACGUGCAGAAAGGGUUCAAGAGUUACAAUCCCCAUCGGGACUGUUUGGAGCAGAUCUCUGUGAUAAGUUCGUGUUAUAUCAUUCCAACUUUCCAUUUAGGAUCACAAACCAAACAAACUAAUCAACCAAUGUUGACGAAUGAGUUCUAUCGAAUUACGACGAAGAUAAUGAAUAAUUCGGAUCUCUGCCUGCAGAAUGUCGGUGUCAGCAUUAGCGUGCCGCAAAACUUACGAAGCAAUGUAUUCCUGACGACUGAUUUAGGUGGCCCUUUACAGAAAAUAAAUUCCCAAGUGCAAAUCGAUAUCGGUGAGCUGCAAAUGCAGUCAACCAGCAGUGUUUCCUACUACGUAACCAGCCUGAUCGAGGGUAACAUCGAGCUGCAUCAACGAUUGUAUUACCAAACGGAAAACCUACACCAAACCAAAUCGUCGACAAUGAUUUCGAGUGUGACAGAUUCUCCUUCCACCCCCAACAGCGAAAAAGAGGAUCUGGCCAAACUGCUGGCAAGCGAUCGCUCCGGCCAAAAGUACACCAACAGUCACAAUGUGAAAAUCGAGUACAUGAACGAGGAACAGGUGCGCAAGAUCAAGGAGGACACGAUCGUGGUACCGUGCGUGGAGGAAAUCAAGCUGACCGGUCGAUUCUACACAUUGAGCCGGCAGCCACUGGCGAGGGCCUACAAAAGCGAAGAUUUCCUGCUGAGGGUCAACAUGGAGAUCAAGGCACCGGACGGCGUAGAUGUGCUGGAGACGCAGUUUAUUAGUGAUCAUAACAUAGUCGAAAAGCCCUACAAGGGCCAACAGCGAAUCACCGGGGUAAAACUGCGACAGGGCACUCGUUUCGAGGACCUGCGACUGCUGAACUCCAUGAACUGCACCCGGGAUUGGAUUUCGCAAGGCGACUAUCUGAACAACGAUGUGCACCUUACCUUCAGCCGUAGCAGGACUCCGGAUCACGGUGCCCUUCAAACAGCAACGCCGUCUAACCGUGUGCCAGCCGACGAUCAGUUCAACCGAAGCCUGUUAGCGAAGCUUCCCACCAACGCAACGAUUAUCGGUAGCACCAAUGCAAACCUUACGAACCAGUUGAACCUACCAUUAACGAGUUCAUCCCCGUCUUUUAAUGCUGCCACCUCUGGAUCUUCUCCGGUACCACCGCUUCCUCAAACCGCAGGUACCGCGAUGACUUCUUCGACCGGAAGUGCGGACGAUUUCAAGGUGAAACCUCUAACUACCUCCACGGGAUCGGGAUCUGGCGUUGGUAACGAUCCACAGAAGGAAGAUUUUGGAAAAAGUCUAUCCCAUAUAAAGAACAUCUAUAACCACACGAUCGACUGUGUCCAGCUCACCAACAACGAGCGAAAUGGGUUCAUAAAUGCCGCGUUAUGUAUUCAGACUCCAGUGGCCGCACCAGUAGCGACCGGUUCGUUGAAGGGGCGUUCUGUGGAAACCCAUGGGCCCGACGGCAAGAGAAAAGAAAUGCUGCUAGUUUUUGGAGUGUACUGCAUUCGAUGGUGUCGGAGUAGUUCUCCCAAUACGAUAAAUGAGUCGAAGUUUGUGAUCGACGGCUUAGAGGUUAUAGAUCCCCCGUUGAACAUCUACUGCUACUUGGAAGAGAAGAUGUACGUUCGGGUACCGAUGACCCUCAAGGUUACUCUUAGGAACCCUACGAGAAAAAUCAUCCAACUGCAAGCACUGUUGAACAGUUCUGACAGCUUCAUGUUUUCCGGUCAUCGACAGCUGAACGUCACCAUAUUUGCCUUUUCGUCGUACGAUCUCGUGUACAACUUGUACCCUCUAAAAGCCGGUUGGCAGCCGCUGCCAGAGCUUCAGCUCGACUAUGUCCACCAGGCCGGUACGGACACGAGCAGCGGCGGAACGCAGUCUGGAAAGGGUACCCCGUUGCCGGCGGCGGGCAACAGUACCAGUGACUCCGCCAGCAAUACUCAGCAUCCCGGGGUGGUCGACUCCAGUGAUCCUACCGGUGAAAGCCAGGAAGCAAAACUGAAAGCGGAGCUGAAUGCACUGGUCAAACGAUGGAUGCCUAAAAUGGUUUUUAUUCAUCCUCCAACACGGAAGUAAAAUGAAGGGCAAGGAAAAGUAUUGACCGUUGACCGAGUCUCCCCCAAACAGUCAAACAAAUAAUCGAAAUAGGUGUGGUUUACCGGCGAAGCUGUGUAUGGUAAUUCUUCCUCUAUUUUCCAAUUAGUUCUUGAGUUUAAUGAUAGAGUAGAGAUAGAGUAUAAAUAGAACACAAUCGAGUUGAAUUAUUUUAUCGGUACCAUUUGUAUCUUGGGUAUCUCAGUAAGAUAUAUCCAUCGACAAAUGUUCGCAAAAGCACUGCAUUUCCAAGUGCUCCCGUUAAUUGGACUCAAUUCUUUUCAUAAAUAAGCAUUACAUUAGUAGAGUUAACAAAUUCAGUUUUAAUCCAAUUACUACGCGCUCUGUUUUGUGACUAGAAAUAUUUGUAGGGAUGCCAAUUAGGUAUGAUAGAAAAUGUUACUGAUUAUUGAUCUAAUCUUGAAUCAAAACAAAGAAAAUUGGUGCACGAUUGAUCUAAGAGCAAAGUGUUUGUUCAGCUAAUUCUGCAUUAGCUAACAAGGUGUAAUAUAAUUAUAAAUAGGAAAGUUAGCAAUCUGUGAAGCUAGUGGUUUUGAUGUUACAAAGUCUUAAUAGAUAAGUUGAAAAUGGAUACGAGUUACAAUAUUAUUUAUUGAUUUAA
Molecule: messenger RNA, 5264 nt
Organism: Armigeres subalbatus
Lineage: Eukaryota; Metazoa; Arthropoda; Insecta; Diptera; Culicidae
Gene: gry
Product: trafficking protein particle complex subunit 11
Exons: 9
Coding region: 419-4624 (1401 amino acids)
Cellular component (GO): cytoplasm
Source: RefSeq, a predicted model, not a curated record